UAUUAACUAAUGCACCCGAAACAGGGACUCGGUCAGAAAUUGGUGCUUCCCGUGCUUCUAUUGUGGGAUUUGAUAGCGAAAGUAGAAGCUCUUUACGGUCGAAUAAGUUGCUGCUAAGGAACAAACACAGUCUUGUUAACGGAGAGUAAAUCGAAUAAAAGCCGAACACAGAAUGGGCAACAGUUUGAGGCGCAGGUCCAGAGAUGCGUACAGGGUCCACCCGAACAGCACCAGGACGGAGGAGACGGAGGAUGAGGGUCUGGACUGGAUCCAAGUGAAUGGACGCAGGCUGAAUACGCUGUGUGGAACUAAAACCCUGCACCCACGCGCGCUUCUAUCGCCCCCUCCUCCUCCAGGCAUCCGUACAGUGUGGAUUCCUCCACCCCCCACCCCGCCGUCCCCAACAUUGAGUGACUGCAGCUAUUCUUCUACUGAGGAGAAGUGCUACGACCCUCAGGACCCCGCGCUUAUGUUUGUGGAUGGAGAGGAUGAGUUGGACUUUUUGUGUGAAGGCUUCAGGUCUCGUAGAGCUCUGAUGUCCUGUGGUCACGCUGUCACACCCACGUCUCUGACCAACUGGUGUCACAGGCUGCUGGACGAGGGUGAGAGCAGGUUUGUGUGUGGACAAACUGGCUGUAACGUAGAAUGGUCUUAUGAGGAGGUUUGUAAAAUGGCUCUACUGACCCCUGAAGAAAAGAAGCUCUUUGAAAGAGCCAUGAGCUCCAACGCUGCCAGAGCCAACACCAGACCAUGUCCUGGAUGUGAAUCUCCUGUGGUCAGAACCGACCUGUUUAAUCUCAGAGUUCACUGCUCAGUUUGCUCAGUGAACAGAAGUGGGAGCUAUGACUUCUGCUGGCAGUGUCUGAGGGAGUGGAAGGGUCCUGAUCCACGUUCAGACCGCUGCGACAACCACGGCUGCCGCAACCAGUCACUGAAGACGCUGAAAAACUGCCCGUAUGCCGAGUUUGAGUCUGUAGGAGUCAGUAGGUGUCCGUCCAUCAGAGCGUGUCCCACCUGUGGCAUCCUGCUGCAGCACGACAACACAGAGUGUAAAAACGUGGUCUGUCCUCGCUGUAAGGUGGAGUUUUGUUUUGUGUGUCUGAAGCUCACUGACGAAUGUUUGCUAACAAGUGAAGAAUUUGAACCAUGUUUUAGUCGUGUGGCCCCCAGACAGACGUCUAUACCUGUGUGGAGGAAUUCAUGAUGGAACAGCAGCCAAACGAUCAUGUGACUAAUUUAUAACUGUGUGUUGAUUGCGAUGUUUAUCCACUGUAAUUCUCUCUCUAUAUAUAGAAUGUCCUCAGGUAGACUAAGAUCACAACAGACUUACAGUAAGUUUUUGGAUUUCAUAUAAGACUAACAUGGACACUUUCAGAUAAUUGAUAAUGGGAAAGUACCUGAGACGCACCUGUUGGAAUGAGACCAGCCCAGUGUUUGAUUAACAUGAAGGUCUGUUUACUGUAAAUGACUGUCAUUAUAGUAAACCAAUGUAAUAAAAAACGUGGAGGGUUUUACUUUGCAAGUAAAGUAAUAAAACUGAACAUUGGUGUUUUUGAUCUUUACUUGAUUAUUUUAUGCUUACAUUUGCUUUAGAAAAAUAAUAAGGUGUCACAUGUCAUUAGUUCAAUGUUGUUUUAGCCUUGACAUGUAAAUGUGUCAAUAUACAUUAAACUGUUGGAAAUUCAA
Betta splendens (Siamese fighting fish) is the source of this 1686-nucleotide messenger RNA. Its product is annotated as ankyrin repeat and IBR domain-containing protein 1-like. The transcript is spliced from 6 exons. NCBI's taxonomy places the organism in Eukaryota, Metazoa, Chordata, Actinopteri, Anabantiformes, Osphronemidae. The record is from RefSeq and is a predicted model, not a curated record. Bases 173 to 1204 code for a protein of 343 amino acids.